AUGCUUGCCGUUUCGAAAGUUGCUGCUGCCUCUCCCGUGUCCAGCUUUUACAUUGGUCCCCUGGAACGCUGUUCUGUUCGUCGAUUACUGUCCACAAGUGCGACGAGGUUCAAUGCGAAAUGCGGGCCGACAGGUAUCGUGUUCAUGAACAUGGGUGGGCCAUCGAGUGUCGAGGAGACGCACGAUUUCCUGUACCAGUUGUUCGCGGACAACGACUUGAUCCCCAUCUCGAAGAACUACCAACCAGCAAUCGCCAAGUGGAUAGCCAAGUUCCGUACCCCGAAGAUCGAGAAACAGUACAGGGAGAUUGGCGGUGGGUCCCCCAUCAGACGUUGGUCCGAGUACCAGGCAAAGAAAGUGUGUGAGAUCCUAGAGGAGACUCACCCACAGGGGGCACCGUACAAACCGUACGUGGCAUUCAGGUACGCAAGACCUCUCACGGAUGAGACGUACAAAGAGAUGCUAAAAGAUGGUGUCAAGAGAGCAGUGGCAUUCACUCAGUACCCGCAUUUCUCCUACUCGACCACUGGGUCCUCCAUUAAUGAGCUUUGGAGACAGAUCAAGCAGUUGGACCCGCAGAGGACAAUCCAGUGGUCGACCAUCGAUAGGUGGCCCGCCAAUAGAGGCCUCAUUGAUGCCUUCGCUGAAAACAUAGAGGCGAAGCUGUUGGAGUUCCCAGAAAGUGUAAGGGAUAAAGUUGUUCUGCUGUUUUCAGCACACUCACUACCAAUGGACGUCGUUAACACGGGUGACGCGUACCCUGCUGAAGUUGCCGCAACAGUGUACCAUGUCAUGUCGAAGUUGAACUUUAAGAACCAGUACAGAUUGACCUGGCAAUCCCAAGUGGGACCCAAACCAUGGUUGGGCCCCCAGACAGCUAAGAUUGCUGAGCAACUGGCACCCACUGCAGACGGGUUGCUAUUUAUCCCGAUCGCAUUCACCUCGGACCACAUCGAAACUUUACACGAAGUUGAUCUCGGGAUUAUAGAUGAGUCCCCACAUUCAGCGAAACUGAAAAGAUGCGAGUCUCUAAACGGCAACGAAACUUUCAUCAGGGGGAUGGCCGAGGAAGUGAAGGAACACUUGGAGUCCGCAGAACGCUAUUCAAAGCAACUACCGCUAGAUUUCAAGCUGGGGAAAUCCAACGACCCUGUGCAGGAUCUCGAUGAGAUGUUCCAGCCAACAAAGGCAUGA
Molecule: messenger RNA, 1194 nt
Organism: Huiozyma naganishii CBS 8797
Lineage: Eukaryota; Fungi; Ascomycota; Saccharomycetes; Saccharomycetales; Saccharomycetaceae
Gene: HEM15
Product: ferrochelatase HEM15
Exons: 1
Coding region: 1-1194 (397 amino acids)
Biological process (GO): heme biosynthetic process
Molecular function (GO): protoporphyrin ferrochelatase activity
Source: RefSeq, a predicted model, not a curated record